Molecule: messenger RNA, 2972 nt
Organism: Callorhinchus milii (elephant shark)
Lineage: Eukaryota; Metazoa; Chordata; Chondrichthyes; Chimaeriformes; Callorhinchidae
Gene: hrob
Product: homologous recombination factor with OB-fold
Exons: 10
Coding region: 175-2316 (713 amino acids)
Biological process (GO): recombinational repair
Source: RefSeq, a predicted model, not a curated record
AGUGGGCGGUUGCUAUGGGGGGAGGGUGUGGCCCUGUUGCUCAGGGAGCGAAGGCGGCUCCUCCCCGCGGGUCCGCGACGCUUACUCUAGUCCGGGGCUCGGCAGGGCCUCGCUCGGGCUCUGCAGUGUGUAGGCCGCGGGUGGGGGGAGAGAGAAGGUGGAGGAGCGUCGGAGAUGGCUUGCAGUUUCCAGAAGCUGUUUUCUGUGGGAGAAGAGUUUGAUGAUGAGGAUUUCCUAUCAGUCCCAUUGGAUGUUGAAGAUGCAAUGACUGGCUCAUCUGCAAUAAACCCGUGUGUUGGAUUAAGGCCGGUCACUUUAUUGCUGAGGACACCUGCUCGUUCACACAGCACUGCCAACCAGAGAGAUUGUCGACCAGAAUAUGAGGGUACCUCAAAGGCGAGUGCUGGCAGCCAGGAAAUUCCCAAAACUCCACUAGUUCCAUCAGCAGAUGUCACUUUGAAAUCACAAACUCCUUUAUGCUACCUGAACAACAAGCAGAUGAAAGACUCUAUCCCUAGGGCUGAAUACAAUGAUAAAGCUCAGGAACAGAACCCUAUUAAGAACGAUGUUUGCGUUGCCUCAAACAAGGAAAUUGACGCCGAUUUAUUUUGGUCAGGAUGGGAAGGCUUGAAUGAGUCUGGGAUUGAACGGAAUCCAGAAUGGAAUCCACCUAUCAGUGAGAAGACUUCUUCAAAACUUAGAUACGCUUCUGAAAUCUUUCCGAAGGACGGCAAUGUGAAGCUGGCAGGAAAAGUGCCUCGAUUAUCGGAGCGAUAUGAGGAGCCAAAUUGUAAUGAAAUUGUAAAUUCUAAAUUUCAAUGGAGGGCUACAGGGGCUAAUUCUGAGAGUAGGUCCAAGGCUUUCAUGCAUCCAUUAACUACGUUCAAUCAAAGUCCAGCUAAUUUGCACAAUGUCAAAUUCAGCGCCGUGAGAAUAGGUAAUACUGAGAAUUCCUAUGGGCAGAAUAGCUCUUCUGUCUCACUUGCCAAUACUUGGUACAGGACUGAAGAAUCCAAUUCGGUUCCAUUUUCUGCCAUUCGAUCCCAAACACUAAAACAAUUAUCAGUACCGUUAAUUCAAAUGCCUUUUGGAAAAAACGUGCAAAGUAGCUCAAAUAUUCCAUGCAGACUUGCGAUUUCAAGUCCGAGCUUUCAGCCUGGACAACCCCAGAAACUAAGUUCUAUUAGUCCGGGAAGCUGUCCAAAUGCAACAUCAAAGCUACAGACACCUCUUCAGAACUCCUUUAGCCCAAAAGUCUUAAAUGGAGGUCUUAGAAAACCUGCCAUGUCCACUGGAUCGUUGAGGUGCUCCGUAGAAAUCCCUUCGGUUACAGUGGGAACUCCGUAUUUACCAGCUUGCCCUUCAACAUCUCUGGGAACUCCUGUUGUUACCAAUCACUUGAUUCAGUUGGUAUCAGCUGCUAAUCGGACACCACAAGUUGUGAAUUUGAACAGACCCCAGUCAAAAAGCAGGCGAUUUCCUGGACCUGCUGGGAUUCUCCCACAACAGCACAUUGGGAAAAACCUGGAGGAAAUCUUGAUCUCAGCAUCACAUAUGCCAGCUCAUGGUGCAGUGGCCAAACUACAGCCUCAGGAGAUUCCAAGUUCUCAGCAAUUUCUUGAAGAUGACUUUGGGAGAGGUCCCUGGGCUACAAUGAAAGCUGAGCUGAUGUUGGACGAGCAAGAUCCUGACUGCUUCCUUCGAAGUUAUAGCAUAAUCAUGGUGCUACGAAAGGCAGCGUUAAAGCAGCUUCCGAAAGGCAAGGUUCCCUACAUGGCUGUUCUUGUGAAAUCAUUGACUCGCACAAAUACGGAUGGCAGUGCAGUUUUCAAGGAUCCAUCAGGUGAGAUGCAGGGAACUGUACACCGCCAGCUUCUGAUAGAGAAACCAAAUGAGCUAAAGCCUGGAACUGUCCUUCUCCUGAAACAGAUUGGUGUCUUUUCUCCAUCACAUCGAAAUCACUACUUAAAUGUGACUCCAAACAAUGUGUUGCGAAUAUAUCCCCAAGGAGGGGGUAGCUGUGGUGGUAGCCUCCCAUCUGAGAGUCUCCAGGCCAUCAAUGGAUUUUCACAACAAUCUGCCUCUAAUUCACUGGCCGGCUCUCUCCAUGAAACCAGAGUUGGUAAUUUGUCCACGGUCUCCAGUAAAACGUCCUGCCCAGAACCUGCAGCUUUCACUUCUUCAAGUUCAAAAAAGGAAACAGUGAAAGUGCUCAUAUCUAAAGACAGCACAUUGCAAUGUGAUGACGGCUGGGAAUCAGAUGACCUUGAUUUCCUGUUAGCUGAGCUACCUGACGAAUCCUUCUCUGCCUCUUAGCCACUCACUCCAUACACCUGAGAAGCCAGGAAUGGAAACCUGCAAAGAUUUCUUCUGUUCUAUAUUUUUGUAUAUACUGAGAGCCAGGCGAUAAAAUAUGAAUGGAAAGCUAGCUACCCAAGAACAUUUCAAUUAGGACUUAUUCUUCCAGCAAAUUGAGGUCUGAUUUGCCGUCAUUUGCAUUAUUUCUUAACCCUAUUCCUUAAGAAGGAAUCCUGUUAUUAUUCCUGUCUCUGUUAACUGUGCUUCAGAAGUAGAUAUUAUCAGAGUUUCAUGAUUUACUUCUGGUUGAUAGAAGGGGGCCUCGUACGUGGGACUCUGGUUCCUCAUUAAGGGAAUCCUCUUUAAGAAAUACUGCAAACUUAGACCCCCCAUUGGGACAUGAAUUGUGAUGGCUUAAAAUAACAGAGGUCAUUGUUUAAUAGGCAGCAUCACUCAGUCAUUCCUCUUUUCUUUACUCUAAAACUUUCACAAGAUGCAUUUGAAAUAAUGAGCCAAAAAAAGGAGUUUAUUUUGAUUUAGCUUAUAAUUGUUCAACUCAGCCUGAAGCUUCUAUAUUUUCGUCAAAUCUGCUGGUUAUUGAGUAUGAGAAAAGAAUGUUGAUUGUGGUCAUUUAUGUUCAGCAAAUAUUAAAAUAUGCAAUUUGUUCUUCAGUG